This is a messenger RNA of Archocentrus centrarchus (flier cichlid), 582 nucleotides long. RefSeq names its product fibroblast growth factor 4-like. Gene Ontology annotation, molecular function: growth factor activity. Lineage: Eukaryota; Metazoa; Chordata; Actinopteri; Cichliformes; Cichlidae. The record is from RefSeq and is a predicted model, not a curated record. The coding region runs from base 1 to 582 and encodes 193 amino acids. The transcript is spliced from 4 exons.
AUGAAUAUUCCCACACUGCUGCCUGCAUUCCUCCUGGUCUUAGCUCUGGGUGAACGGUUGGUGGGGGCAAAGAAACAGGAGUCACUGACUUCAGGUGAGGACUAUGGCACACUCCUCAGGCGCCUCUGGAAGCUGCACAUGAGGGACGCCCUUCUGACAGGAAAAGAUCCGAGUUCUCAUCUAGUCAGACAAAGGUUCACACAUCAGCUGCUCUACUGCCGUGCUGGCAUUGGCUUCCAUCUUCAGAUCCUGACCAAUGGAUCUGUGGGAGGCGUCCACAAACCCACUGAAUACUGUCAGCUGAAGGUGUUUGCUAUGCAGCGUGGUGUUGUUGGUAUCAGAGGGGUUCAAAGUGGAUUGUACCUUUGUAUGAGUAGAGAAGGUCUGGCAUAUGGAGCGGAACAGUUUUCUGAUGACUGCAUGCUGAGGGAAAAACUGGAGGAGAAUCACUACACCACAUACUCUUCUUUUGUUCACCCGGAUAUCUACCUAGCUCUUUCCCACAAGGGGGAGCUCAGGAGGGGCAAUAGCACUGGACCCCACCAGUCCUGCACCCACUUUCUACCUCGGAAGAGACGAUGA